Miniopterus natalensis is the source of this 3984-nucleotide messenger RNA. The record is from RefSeq and is a predicted model, not a curated record. Lineage: Eukaryota; Metazoa; Chordata; Mammalia; Chiroptera; Miniopteridae.
GACGCGGGGAACUUUUUUUGAAACUGUACUGUUUUGCUUUGCGUGGGAGCUUCCGGCAGUAGCUCUUCCCAGACUAUGGGCGGCCCCAGGCUGCUGUACUUUUUGAACAAUCUUAGGACCGUUUACUUUUCUCCACUCGUUCCUCUUCCUCAUGCCUGCCCUCAGUCCAGGACCAAAAGAGGAAGAUUGUCUUGGGAUCCCUGCAUGGUGUUCUAAAGGCUGGUUUAAAUGGGCAUGACAUUGCCUCAGUUCUUUGCUUUACAGGAAGAGUGCACAGAUUAGGGCUGUCAGGAUGUUCCCCUGCUUUCCCGUGCAGCCUUUGUGGAUGGGCUCUUCAUCUCUCUCUCUAGGCCAGAAUACGAGGGCUUGAUGUGUCUCACAACUUCCGGAUUAAAAAGUAACCUGUGUUGUUUUAGCCCUCUGAGCCCUUUGUUUAAAAGAGCAGUUGUUGUAGUUUGCGUAUUCCGGUAGGGUGAACAACAAAGAAUCAGAAACUGAAAUCGCAAGCUAACUUGGCAACUCUCACGGAUGUGUAGGAUGUGAUUUUGUGAGUAAAGAGAGCCUAACUGAAGACUGAGUUUGUGUGUUUGUAUUACAGGUAACAUUCUAUUUUUGUAAAUGCCAUCAUAUUGUAUGGUUUAUUAUCACAAGGCAUUAACAUGUACUGAUUAACAGCCAAAAGGCUCUUACUAUGUACUGAUAGCCAAUAAUAGUAACAUUACUUUGUUGGUGCCCUAACCGCAUUCAGUCUGAUCUGAAAAUGAUGUGUACCGGAUAGGCUCCAUGCGAAACAGGUCAUUUAAGAACUGUUCGUUUCAAACCGUGUGACUAGAUUAUUUUUCAACACUCGGAGUUUAAUUCUUAAUAAAAAGUGUCCUUUCGAAACCUGCGGGUGGUUUUCACAGUGGGUGAACAGGAUUUAGGAAUUGGGCUUUCUGCAUUGUGAAAAAAAGGAGUGAGUUUAGGGGAUGGAUCAGAGACAUUUGGACAAAGUGGACAGAUAACUUGAUUUAGCCACUACAGUUCUGAUUUUUAUACUAGGUGGAUUCUGCAUUCCAAGGAAUCAUGAUGAAGGAAUUAUGUAACCUUGGGUGUUCUCUAAUUCCUUGGAGGAGAGGUCAAGUUUAGGACAAAUUCUGAGUUCUAAGGUGGAAGAAUACAUGUUCACUUUUAGUGAACAAGAGCAUGUUCCCAAACUCAAUUUUGGGUCGCCCACCUUUCACUCCAAACCAUCAACAACAUAAUAACUUCUUCGCUCUGUCGCCAGCUCUUUAUUCACACCAGCAGCUCAUAGAUGCACAGUUCAACUUUCAGAAUGCAGACUUGUCUAGAGCUGUGUCAUUACAGCAGUUAUAUGGAAAUGUCAGUCCAAUACAGACUUCAUUUUCCCCAUUAUUUCGAGGAAGGAAGAGAUUAAGCGAUGAAAAAAACCUUCCUCUUGACGGUAAACGGCAACGUUUCCAUUCACCUCACCAAGAGCCAACUAUAGUUAACCACAUAGUGCCUUUAUCAGGUGAAAGAAGAUACUCAAUGCCGCCAUUGUUUCAUACAAAUUAUGUACCAGAUAUUGUCAGAUGCGUUCCACCUUUUCGAGAAAUGCCAAUUUUAGAACCUAGAGAAAUGACACUGCCUGAGGCCAAAGAUAAGUUGAGUCAGCAGAUACUGGAAUUAUUUGAAGCUUGUCAGCAGCAAGGAAGUGAUUUAAAGAAAAAAGAACUCUGUCGAACACAGCUGCAGAGAGAAAUUCAGAUGUUAUUUCCACAAAGCAGACUUUUUUUGGUUGGGUCCUCUUUAAAUGGAUUUGGUACCCGGAGCAGUGAUGGUGACUUAUGUCUAGUUGUUAAAGAGGAACCAUGUUUUUUUCAGGUAAAUCAGAAGACUGAAGCACGGCAUAUACUCACCUUAGUCCAUAAACACUUCUGUACUAGACUUUCUGGCUACAUUGAGAGACCUCAGCUGAUUCGAGCAAAAGUGCCAAUUGUGAAGUUCAGGGAUAAAGUCAGUUGUGUGGAAUUCGACUUGAAUGUAAACAAUAUUGUUGGAAUAAGAAACACAUUCCUUCUCAGAACUUAUGCAUAUCUUGAAAAUCGAGUUCGUCCGUUAGUACUGGUGAUUAAGAAGUGGGCAAGUCACCAUGAUAUAAAUGAUGCCAGUCGUGGUACUUUAAGCAGCUAUAGUCUUGUAUUGAUGGUUUUGCACUACUUACAAACCCUACCUGAACCCAUCCUUCCAUCCAUCCAAAAAAUUUACCCAGAAUCUUUUAGUCCUGCUAUACAGCUGCACCUUGUACAUCAAGUUCCAUGUAAUGUCCCUCCUUACCUCUCAAAGAAUGAAUCAAAUCUUGGGGACCUCUUACUGGGCUUUCUUAAAUAUUAUGCUACAGAAUUCGACUGGAACAGUCAAAUGAUUUCAGUUCGUGAAGCCAAAGCCAUUCCCAGGCCUGAUGGUAUUGAAUGGAGAAAUAAAUACAUCUGUGUAGAAGAACCUUUUGAUGGAACAAAUACAGCCAGAGCUGUACAUGAAAAGCAGAAGUUUGACAUGAUAAAGGAUCAAUUUUUAAAGUCAUGGCACAGAUUGAGAAACAAAAAAGAUUUGAACAGUAUACUACCUUUAAGAGCUGCUCUCCUGAAAAGAUGACUGGCCUCUCUUUCUUAACAAAUCUUUGAGAUAUAAAAGAACAAUAAUAACACCAUAAUGCAUUUUGUUUACCUCCAUCGUAGUUUCUUUUCAUUGUUCCUGUUUUCAUGUUUUAUUUUUAAGAGGACAUACUUAUAUAAAGAUUGCAUAUUUUAUUAAGACAUUUCCUAAUAAAACCCUUUGAUUUAAAGAUGUAUUUUUGAAAAUGUUUACAUUGGUGAUUAGUAAUAUUAUGGCAUGAAUUUUCAGGUGAUCAGAUAAAAUAUUUUUUGGGGAAUUAUCUGAACAAAUAAAAGGUUUUUGAUAUAACUUCAAUUAAUUGUACCACAUGCUAAUACUGAAGAGAUUUGUGGAAUUUUGGAGAGUAUAAUCUGUAAUAGAUAGUUGUUGCCUGUCUGUUCCAGUAAAGUGAAGAUUGAAGUCAGUUACUCAGUUACUUGAAGCAAAAUGAAAUCCUUUAUUUCAAUGAAAUCACUGCAGACGCAUGAAAUACUGGACAAUUGCCUUAAGUCUUCACUUGACUCACCGGGAUAGAGGUUUGGGGUGUGUCUGUAUUAGUAUUUCAUUAGUACCUCAGAUGCUUUUGAUGUACUCUUGAGAUUGCUUUAAAUUUUUUGUAACCAUACAUUUUGCACUGUAGUACCAUGAGCACUAACUCUGUAUUGAACAGCAGUUAGUGAAUUGUUUUAAAAAAUUCAGUGUAGACAUUUUGAAAAGAUCAAGUCUUACCCUGUGCUUUAUGGUAGCUUAGUGCACUAUGCACAUUAGCUUUUCUUCCCAUUUCGUGCUUUUAUUUUCCCUGUGACAUGAAGCAACAGAAACUGAAAGGUCAAAGUUGAGAUUAUAACCUAUUGAUGGUAUCACAUUUUUUCUGUGUGCAAUUAUAGGAUUGUAAUCUAAACUGGAAUUUUUAGGCAGUAAGCCUCUAUACAGUGUUUUAGGGUAAGACAUAAGAAUUAUAAAUAAAAGCUCAUGCUUGUAAAGAUACCUUUUUUAGUGUUUCUUUUCCACAUGAAGUAGUGGCUGCUGAAAAAGCGAGUGUUUAUUAAGGUUGUUUGGGGUUGUGUAAAUAUUUGUAAAUUGGUCAAUGCCUGUACAUUUAAAUAUGAAAAGUAACCUUGGAAACAGUUUUAACUUUUUCAAAAGGACUCUGUACAACUUCUUUUAGACCUGCUGUAGCACACUAUGUACCUCUAAUGUAUUUGGGUUUUUUGUGUGUGUGUUUUGCAGACCAAUCCAAAUGCUAAAACUUGCUUUUCUUUUGACUUGUAAAAGGUGCCUAUUUUCAUUUUCUUUAAGUUUAAAGUUUUGUAUUAUGUCAAAUGGAAUAAAGUUUAUAUAUGGAAA